Molecule: messenger RNA, 980 nt
Organism: Leptosomus discolor (cuckoo roller)
Lineage: Eukaryota; Metazoa; Chordata; Aves; Leptosomiformes; Leptosomidae
Source: RefSeq, a predicted model, not a curated record
CAAACGUGAAGUCAGCGUCAGAAGAGCCAGUCCCAUUGCAUGAAGAAUUUAUCUACUGUUGUGGAGCUGCUACCCAUGUCUUAAAGUGUGGGCCCUGGAAAGACCUCUCAAAAGAUGAAAGUAAAAAUCUACCCAGGCUUUUAUUCAUGAUUAUUCCUGGUAACCCUGGACUGGCAGGUUAUUACAGGACCUUUAUACAGGCGUUGUAUUGUGGACUGAAUCAGCAAUAUCCCGUUUGGGUUGUGAGCCAUGCCGGACACUGUAAGCCUCCUAGUGGUAUGGAGAUGAUAGAAGACACAGAUAUUAAGGAGCUAGAGGAUGUUUUUGGACUUAGCGGACAAGUAGAGCAUAAGCUGAACUUCCUCAAAAAGAAUGUAUCAAAAGAUAUAAAGCUGGUACUGAUUGCUCAUUCUAUUGGUUGCUACAUCACACUGGAGAUGAUGAAGCGAGCAUCAGAACUUCAGGUUCUUCGCUCCGUGCUGCUGUUUCCAACCAUAGAGCGUAUGGCUCAGUCCCCUCAAGGAAAGCUCAUGACCCCUUUGCUGUGCAAACUUCGUUACGUUCUGUACAUGCCCGUCUACCUGCUGUCCUUUCUGCCAGAGAGAGUCAAAGCCUCCCUGGUGCGCUUUGCUCUGCGAGGAAUGAAAACCUGUGAUGAAUCUUCCAUAACAACCUCCGUAAAUCUCUUCAGCAUGGACUGCAUUGCCAACAUCUUGUAUAUGGCAAGCCAAGAAAUGAUGAAGGUUGUGGAGAGAGACAGUACAACCAUAAAGCAAAAUUUGAAGAAGCUGAUUUUUUACUAUGGAACUGGAGACAGCUGGUGUCCACAGCACUACUACGAUGAGAUCAAAAUGGAUUUUCCAGACGGGGACAUUCGACUUUGUGAGAAAGGGCUCCGCCACGCCUUUGUGCUAGAUGCCAGCAAGGAGAUGGCUGCCAUGAUUACAGACUGGUUACAGGAUGACCUGACCAAAUUAUAA